Molecule: messenger RNA, 2407 nt
Organism: Branchiostoma floridae (Florida lancelet)
Lineage: Eukaryota; Metazoa; Chordata; Leptocardii; Amphioxiformes; Branchiostomatidae
Product: RING finger protein 37-like
Exons: 3
Coding region: 274-2040 (588 amino acids)
Biological process (GO): protein polyubiquitination
Cellular component (GO): nucleus
Molecular function (GO): ubiquitin protein ligase binding; ubiquitin-ubiquitin ligase activity
Source: RefSeq, a predicted model, not a curated record
GUUCGAGCUCGAGUAAAAACAGCCAGUGGAAAGUCUCAGCCCUCGGCCCCUGUUGUAUGUGACUAACCCUGACAAGGGAAGACAGCUGUCGGUCUCGCCUGCUUCCUUGCCGGCCCGGCCAGGUUUGUAGACACGUCUGCACGUGCCUCAGGGUUUAAAGCGGCCCGAUAGCGUCGGUUGUUUGCAUAACUUGGGAGCUGAUGACAGAGUGUAUAUCGGUCCCAGAUUUGUGGCUUGAGAUUCGGGUACUGCACCACAGCAAACAAGCUUCCCAUGGAUCUCAGCCAUCCUGCUUUGCAUCCCAGAAUCCAUUGUGACAAAGUGAGUGCUGAUGGGUACGACAUCACAAACCUGGUGUCAGCUGAUCUACGAGUCCGUGCCAGGGGUUUCCGAGCUGAAUAUUUCAUCAAGCCUCCUGUCAAUGUAAUCCUGAGUUUCCCCUUCCACAUCCACAUUCACAGGAUAGACAUUGAUCCAUGUGUUGGGUCAAAUGUUUCAUUAGGGCUUCAGAUUUUAACACACUCAGCUACAAGUAUAGAAAACUGGCUUGUAGACAGUAAACCUGGUAGCACAUGUGCCUCCCUAAACAGUACAUUCAACCCUGAAACAUUCAAUCUAGUUGGAAAAGCUUUCCUAGAGGAAAGGAAAUUCCUUUGCUUUAAGAACAACAGGUAUAGUCCAAGACGUCCAUUUGUGGGAAAAGACUUCACACCAGGAACUCUUGAUGGGAAUGCUUACAUAUCCAACUUGUGGCAGAAAUCACCAGCAUUGAGUAGAGUAAGCCACCUGAUGGUGAGAAUUGUGCGCACACAGAACGCUUCCAUCCCUGUGCUGAGGUCCGUCCGUGUUUAUGGACAACCAUCAGCAACUUGUGACAAGGAAGUUAUCAGUCUUGUCUACCAAAUUUCUCAAAGCCUGAAAUCUCCUCCUAAUGAGUCCACAACAAUUUCUGUCCAGUCUCCUCCUUCUAAGGAGGAAAAAGUCCAAGAUACAGCAAGAACUUUGCUGAAAGGUCCAUCUGAGGAAAGUCCUGGAAUUCCCCUGGAGUACCUGGAUGAGAUCACCCACGAGCUGAUGGCCCUACCCAUGAUGCUUCCAUCUGGUCAUUCUGUUGACCAAUCAACAUUAGACAAGCACAGCCAAUCAGAGGAGGUUUGGGGCCGUCCACCCAGUGACCCUUUUACAGGGGUUCCGUACACACGAAGCUCACAUCCCAUACCAAAUACUGCACUGAAAGUUCGAAUUGAUAAGUUUCUCCUGCAAGAGGGAAAGCAUCUUGGUAAUGUUGGCCGCACAGUGGGACGACGUACAAGAUCAACAGCACACACUUUAGCAACAGCCAAUCAGAAUACUUCACACACAGAAACUGCCCAUAUCCAACAGGCUCCAUCAACAAGCAAUGCUGUACUCUCAUCUGCCCAAGUUUCAAAAUGUCAUAUCAACAUCUCAAACUCUGCCUCUACAUCAAACCAUGCACCAAAAGUGUCAGAACUUGAUACUUCUCAGUGCAUAAAGGACUCUUCUGGACAAUCAGAAAACAAGGCUAAAAGAUAUUCCAAUGUUCAUGCAUGUGCUGAAACUAGUGAUUUGAGAGGACCAUGUAGGAAAAGACCCAAGGUAACUCAGGACAUUCAGACCAAGUGUAAGCCAUACAGUGGGUCACAUGAGGAGGCCUUGAGUCAAAGCCUGGAUGCUGCCUUAGCAAGAACAUUAGGUUCCAUUCCUGCAUUCAAAAGGAGGAGAAAAGAACCAACUCUAGGUCAAGUAGCAGCCUCAUCUUUAGUGAAUGAAGAUAACAACAAACUGCAUAUCAACAAAGGAAUCCACGGCAACAUGACAGUGACAGCUGGGGCUACUGGGAGCAGCUGCUGUAAAUGCAGCUCACCCGCUGCUCAAAACUCCUGCAACCUUUUGCAGCUGCCAUGUCUGCACCUGAUGUGCCGCAGGUGCCUGCUGCAGGUGCAACAGGACAGGGUGCUGAUCUGUACCUUGUGUCAGAAAACUUUUCAAACUGGGGAUGUUGUAAAUGUGCAUUUGUAGGAUUCCCGUAGCUGUAAGUCUGUAGGGGGCAUGCAGCUAUGUAUAACAAACAAAUAAUUAUACAUUUAGAGAGACCAUUGUGCACCAACUCUGCAGCAUCUCGUCUCUUUGUACUUCUACAGAAGAACCUUUAAAUACAUAUAGAAAAGGUGUGUUUCUGUACAGGACAUUGUGCAUACUUUGCCUUUGGAGCUACAUGUGGUGCUGUGUAUUACUGUGAGAUUGCCAACUUGUAAUACCCAGUAACUCAGACCAAGGACAUUGUGUGGGUCCUACAUAACACCCUUGUUCUGACACAGCAGUAAUUACUAUUGAAUGGUCCCUCAUUGUAUGGUGAGAGUUUGAAAUGAAAGGAUUUAUAGGGCCA